Molecule: messenger RNA, 1071 nt
Organism: Fusarium venenatum
Lineage: Eukaryota; Fungi; Ascomycota; Sordariomycetes; Hypocreales; Nectriaceae
Source: RefSeq, a predicted model, not a curated record
AUGAGCUACAGUCCGCGAAGUCCAGGCGCAGAGGAACAACAAAAGAAAGAUGACGCUGCCUGGGAAGAGCGCAUACAGCAGCUUGUCAAACUUUCCAACCCCAGACCUAGACCACUAACGCCUGACGCUACGUGUUCAAAAGCUCCAGUAGCACGUUUUCAGAAGUCUUGCCAGUGGUUUAAGAUACCACCAUAUAUACGCAGGGAUAUCCUUCGACUAGCACUUGGAGAUGCACGUCUUCAUCUUCAAUUAAUCCACGGCUACCAAGAAGAUACUUUCGCUGAACCAGAUCGACAAGGCUGGCGAUGGAGAAGCUCAAGAUGUCAUCGUCUCUCGCCGGACGAUAUUACACAAGGGCAUGCUAUGACUAAUGGUGGUCUUCCCGGGCCGUGGGCCGAUGGAUGCCAUUUGAAAGGUGCGCCUAUCGGUGUAAUGGGUUGGCUUCUAUCUUGUCGUCAGAACUACUCCGAGACGAUAGAAAUACUCUAUUCAACUAAUAUCUUGAUAUUGAACGGGCAGGCAAUGAUGAUUCAUCUCCAUCAAUUGAUACCGCCACAAAGGCUCGAGACCGUUACGUCCCUUGAGGUUAGAUGGUAUCUAAAAACGCGCUUCACAUCAUGGGACGACACGAUGGAUAAAUUAGAUGAAGAUCAUCUUGAGAGUGUCUUCAAUCAGCUAUCCUCACCAUACUUCCCAGCACUGCGUAACCUGUAUAUCACGCUUGAAGACUCAUCCCAAGCCCGUCUUUCUAUUAAUGCAAUGGAAAACUACCAGGAGAUCAUUCACAAACACCUUUAUAACUUCUCGCAGCGAAUGAGUCGCUUGAAACAAUUCUCUUGCGCAUUGCCCUCCACCUUCUUUGAGCAUAUCUACCAGGAAGCGACGGAAGAAAUUCGAGGAAGAUCUGCUAUAGAGUACGAGUCAUACCGACAAGUCUGGCGUGACUCCGAUGGUCAAAUGACAGUUGUUCGAAUACCGUACGUUGAUAAUUAUCCUGGUCCGCCGCAUCAUAUACUUCAGAACAGUAACAGUGGAGGCUUUUGGAUCCUUGAGAUACCUGAUGGAGACUGA